Messenger RNA from Selaginella moellendorffii, 1374 nucleotides. Its product is annotated as SUN domain-containing protein 1. Gene Ontology annotation, molecular function: protein-membrane adaptor activity. NCBI's taxonomy places the organism in Eukaryota, Viridiplantae, Streptophyta, Lycopodiopsida, Selaginellales, Selaginellaceae. The record is from RefSeq and is a predicted model, not a curated record. Gene Ontology annotation, biological process: nuclear envelope organization. Gene Ontology annotation, cellular component: nuclear envelope. The coding region runs from base 1 to 1374 and encodes 457 amino acids. The transcript has 2 exons.
AUGCGAAUGGCUUCCGCGAUCGUCUGCCCUCCUCCGGCUUCCAUCUUCGGGGCGGCGAGAUUGGCAGGAGUAGCGGCAGAAGGAGCGGCAGGGGAUCGAGAUCAAGCUGGGGCUAGGAGCAAAGAAUUGGUGACGAUGGCUCCUCCAGGAACUUCGGGAAGAACAACGAGACGAUCCAGCACUAGAUCGACCACCUCUCAAAAGGCCGCCGCAGAGACCCAUCGCCCGGUGACGCGAUCCAGGAAGCAAGCCCGGCCCUCCAAGUCGCCCAUCCGGCGAUCAUCACUGGCGGAGGCCCCGGCGGAGAUGAUUGAUGUCACGGCCUGGGAUCUCGUGGGGCAUUUCUUCUCGUGGGGAUUCGUGGCGCUGGUGGUGGUGCUGGGAUUGAUCAGCACGUUUUGGAACUGGCAGGAAUCACAGUCGGCGGGCGGGGGAUUGGUGCCAUCCGCGAGGGAAUUCGCGGAGAUGGAUUCGAUGCUGCGCAAGUCCACCAAGUGGAUGCAAGCCCAGCUGGAUCUCAUCGACAUGAAGAUCGGGAAGGAGAUGGCGGGGCUCAAGCGCGACGUGGAACACAUGAUCGACGCCGAGGCCUUCUCGAUCGCCUCCAAGGUCCACAACCUCAAAUCCCAGAUGGACAGCAUCGAAUCGUCGCUCAACUUCCUCAAGCAAGAGGGGAUCCUCACUCGCCAGGAGACACUACAGCUGAUUGGAAGCGCGGCGGACGAUCGCGCCACGGAUGGAUCGGGCAAGGCGCUCAGCCUGGACGACGUCCGCGCCGCCGCCAAGAAGAUCAUCGAGGACGAGCUGGAGAGGCACAGGGCGGACGGGAUCGGAAGAACAGACUACGCGCUGGCCAUCGGCGGCGGGAGAGUGAUCGACUACUCGGAGGGCUACUUCUCGCUCACUCCCUGGUCGGGAUUGCUGGGCAUUCUUCCCGGGGACUACCGCCGCCAUCCCAAGGCCAACAAGAUCCUGGAGCCCAGCUUUGGCGAGCCCGGGCAGUGCCUCCCGCUCAAAGGGAGCAACGUUUUCGUGGACAUCCGGCUGCGCACCGCCAUCUACGCGGACUCCAUCACGCUCGAGCACGUCUCAAAGAGGGUUGCCUAUGACACCGGGAGCGCCCCGAGAGAUUUCCAGGUGUUUGGCUGGCUGGAGGCCUCCGCGGCGCACAAGAAGGGCGAGAGGGUCUUGCUGGGAUCAUUCAGGUAUGAUAUUGAGAGCUCCAGCGUCCAGACCUUUCGGCUCUACAAGACCGCGUCAAAGCUUCUGGUCAACACAGUCAGAGUCCACGUUGUGUCAAACUACGGGAGCUCUACGCAUACGUGCUUGUAUCGGGUCCGCGUCCACGGCACGGAGCCCCAUUCUGAGGAAUAG